AUGCCUUCUAGUCAACUUUCUUCAACUCAAAGAAAGGCAAUUUCUUCAAAUAAUUUUCACAAAGGACUUGGGAAGACCGUCAGUGGAAUGCGAUUUCGGCUAUACAAUCUGAGCUCGGAUUGCCAAACUUCAGGUUCUACUACUCCGGAUUCUACAGGUUACCAAAAUGAUUACCAAUACGUAAAUAUAUCUAAAAAGGCUUCGCCAUACCAUCUGAUCAAGAUUAAUCCCCCUCUCAAGCAGACUUUAACUAGAAUAAAAUUGAGCCGUUCAGAGGACCGUUUUUACGGUUCUAAGCAGUCCCUACAUAAUAAAGCUUUGGGCUCCCAGUCUACCCAUUCGAAUCGGCUCUGGAUGGAGCAUGAGAUCUUUCGACUUACCAAAAUGUUUGGCAAUAAUUCUUGCACUCUCCAAGCUGAUAUAAGCAACCAAGACAGGCAAGGCCGAGAGAUUAUUGACACAAAAAUACAGAAAGUCGGUAGGAUGGAAACUAAUGCCUGCCUCCCAACUUCAGACCUAUUUACUACAUCAACGUCACAAUUGCAGAAUACACUGACAAAUGAGUUAAUUCAUGCAGCUCUGAAAUCACAACCGCAGCACGAAUGCUCAUUAGAGACAAAUGAAUUGGCAUUAGAUGGGAUGAAUAUCUAUCGCUUUUCCGCAUCUACGUCUCUUCAUGAAAAGCAUCUUUUUAAAUUUGAGGAUAUAAGCCAUUUUAAUGGCUCUCAGUUAACUUCCAGCUCUCUGAAAAAUAGACUGAGAAAGUGUAGCGCCGGUCACAUUGCAUCUAAUUGUGAUGAAGUUGAUGGAGAGUAUGAACGGAGCCCUACUAGUAUUCAUGACAAAACAAACUUUGGAAUCACUCACCGAUCAAAUUUAUUGAGAGAGAUUAAAGAUCAGAGCCAGAAAUUUCAGUCCUGCUCAGCUGUGGCUCCCUCGGACUUAGUUCAGCAUAAUCUACAAAAGCAGGUAGAUCGAGCAAAAUAUAUUAAAAUUUGCUCUUAUAUUUUAUGUGAUCACAAAUCAGAGCUCUAA
This is a messenger RNA of Protopolystoma xenopodis, 1035 nucleotides long. Lineage: Eukaryota; Metazoa; Platyhelminthes; Monogenea; Polystomatidea; Polystomatidae. The record is from the annotation of a GenBank genome assembly.